Molecule: messenger RNA, 753 nt
Organism: Heterocephalus glaber (naked mole-rat)
Lineage: Eukaryota; Metazoa; Chordata; Mammalia; Rodentia; Bathyergidae
Gene: Spata19
Product: spermatogenesis associated 19
Cellular component (GO): sperm midpiece
Source: RefSeq, a predicted model, not a curated record
CAAUCAGGACACAUCUACCCUCACUGCCCUCCCUGUCCCAUAGGAGUUCUCAGGCAGCUUCAAUGGAAGGAAGCCAAGAAGGAGGCCUGGUAUAAGUUCAAAGAUGAUAAUUACAACAUGGAUUGUGUACAUUCUUGCCCGGAAAGGUGUAGGACUCCCCUUCCCACCAAAGACUAGCUCGGAUGUUGAAGUUGUGGAAAGCGAGGCUGUAUUUGUAGUUGAGCAUUGGAUGAAAAAAACAGCAGAAGAGGCUCCCAAAGGCAUUAAGGAGAAGAUGUCCACCAACCCCUCUCCCACUCAUGGCGAAGACAUACAUGUGACCAGAGAUGUGGUGAAGCACCAACUCUCAAAGGCUGAUCUGUGUGCAAACCCAAGCCAAGAGGUCCUGGAGGAGAGAACAAGAAUCCAGUUCAUAAGAUGGAGCCACACCCGCAUCUUCCAAGUGCCAAGCGAGAUGAUGGGCGAGGUCAUGCAAGAUCGGAUAGAGCAGGUGAGACGAAGUUUAUCCCACCUUACCUGUGACUCAGCUCAGGACUCAAACGUCAGAUCUUCCUUCACAAACUGCUAAGAGCAACAGGUUGAAACCUUCAAGGUCAAGGAACAGCCUGUGUCAAAGAAAAGUCCACCUCCAGCUUGACCUGAAGGUGCCCAGACCUGGGCACAGAGAUGGCAGUGGGUGAGCCCUGUGCUGCGACAGAGGCAGCACGGGAAUCCUUUGCUGAACUGCUAAUAAAGAGACACACUAUUUAACAA